Molecule: messenger RNA, 1235 nt
Organism: Solenopsis invicta (red fire ant)
Lineage: Eukaryota; Metazoa; Arthropoda; Insecta; Hymenoptera; Formicidae
Gene: Sod1
Product: superoxide dismutase [Cu-Zn] 2
Exons: 4
Coding region: 345-809 (154 amino acids)
Biological process (GO): removal of superoxide radicals
Molecular function (GO): copper ion binding; superoxide dismutase activity
Source: RefSeq, a predicted model, not a curated record
CAGGUUCCUCUCUGCCAACAGUGACAAGAGACAGAGCAGACAGAGGAGCGUGGCUGUCGUCUGAUCGUUUCUAACGAUUCCAACCAUUGGUCCCAUUGGUUGGUCGUUGGUUUACCAUUUAAAAUUUGUCGUGUUUCGCGUAUCAGCCUAUCAGCCAACGGUGCCAACACAAUCGCGAUAGCCAGCGACAGUAAUAUACGUAUUACACGUCAGCGAUUUUUUUCUCAUUUCAUUCGUGAUUCAGCAAUUUAUUUAAUUCCUGUAAACCGUGAAUCGUGUAGUUCGUCGUCGACUAUCCAUUCGGGAUUUGAGGACUUGCUCGAAUAGACAGAGAUACUUUCGCGAUGUCGAUCGUCAAAGCGGUCUGUGUCCUUCAGGGAGAACCUGUCAGAGGAACGUUGUAUUUUGAACAACCGGCAGGCUCGAAUGAAGUAAGAGUGACUGGACAGGUUUCUGGCCUGCAGCCAGGCAAGCAUGGAUUUCACAUUCAUGAAUUUGGUGAUAAUACCAAUGGUUGCACGAGUGCGGGCGCUCAUUUCAAUCCAUUGAAGAAAGAUCAUGGUGGUCCGAGUGAUCAGGUGCGUCACGUUGGUGAUUUAGGAAACGUAGAUGCUGGUAAUGAUGGCAUUGCAAAUGUUAACAUCACCGACAAAAUGAUUCAACUCUGCGGACCGCACAGUGUCAUUGGACGAACUCUUGUGGUCCAUGCUGAUCCUGAUGAUUUGGGAAAGACUACCCACGAGCUGUCGAAAACAACUGGUAAUGCUGGUGCUCGUCUUGCUUGCGGUGUUAUUGGCAUCACACAAUAAACACAUACACAUGAUUGAUACGACAGAUUAAUAAAUAGGGUAUACAUUAGAGAUACAUACUAUUUUCUUACCAUUUGGUUUUCAGUGUAUAGUUAUAUCAUACAAAUGUUUUUUUUUCUGCAAUAUUAUAUAACAAAAGUUAUAAGUUCUUCCUAUAACGUUAAUCAAGUGUCACAACCUGGAUUUAUGUACGUUGAUUAUGGAACACUAAAUAAGAAUGGAAAUAAUAUACAUACAGUUGUAGAAUAUAUUUUUUUUUCAAUAAUGUUUAUAUACAUAUAUGCAACAUACCCUUUAGGCAUAGGUUGUUACAUGUUCUAGAAAUUUAUGUAAUAUAAAAGUCCGUGUUAAACGACUUACUAUUAGCUCUACACCAUAAUAUAAUUAUAGUAUAUUUAAAUGACAAUAUACGGAAAUUCGCUGGUA